This is a messenger RNA of Lycium barbarum (goji berry), 3017 nucleotides long. RefSeq names its product DEAD-box ATP-dependent RNA helicase 31-like. Gene Ontology annotation, molecular function: RNA helicase activity; nucleic acid binding; ATP binding. The transcript is spliced from 10 exons. Lineage: Eukaryota; Viridiplantae; Streptophyta; Magnoliopsida; Solanales; Solanaceae. Gene Ontology annotation, cellular component: chloroplast. The record is from RefSeq and is a predicted model, not a curated record. The coding region runs from base 116 to 2791 and encodes 891 amino acids.
UGUUACCCUUAAACCCUCCAAAAGAGGGGCUUAAACCCUAAAAACCCUAUCCUCUCAAUUCCUCUUCUUCAAAACCCUAAUUUCUCCCCUCCUUUAUAUUUAUCUCCAUUUUUCCAUGCCUGUCAAGCUAUUACCACAGCUUCGUUUCUUCAAUUCAACAUUCGCAGUUACUCAUUUCCCCACUAUGAAAUGCAAUUCAACCUUAAAGCCUAAAGCAAUACCCGCUUUUUCUAGAAUGUUCCCACACAAGCUCAAGUACAGGUCAGUUGGGUUUCCAAUUUUACCGGAUCCGGGUCAACAAGAGCUUCGUAAGUUCUCGACCCGGUCCGGUAGACCCGGGUCGGGUUCGGGUCCCGUUUCGAAGAGCUUGAUUGAAGAUGAAGCUGAACUUAGUGAUUGGGUUAGUGGGUUGAGGUCAGAUUCUUCGUUUAAGAAAACUCAGGUGUAUAGUGAUAGUGAUGAUAAUGAGGAAAGGGGAAGGGGUAAAUUUGGUAAUAAGAGAAGAAGGGAUGAUGAUGAUGAUGAUUUUAGUGGGCCUGAUAGGAGAAGUGGAGGACGAGGUGGAAUGCAGUCGAAUUCGAGGAAUGGAGGGAGGUUUGGAAGUGAAUUCGGGGGUGGUAGAGGUGGAGGACGAGGUGGAAUGCAGUCGAAUUCGAGGGGUGGAGGGAGGUUUGGAAAUGAUAGGGGUGGAAGAAGUGGUGGUCGAGAUCGAAUGGAGUCGUCAACGAGGGGUGGAGGAAGGUUUGGAAGUGAGGGUAGAGGAAGUGGAGGUCGGGAUCGGAUGGAGUCGUCAACGAGGGGAGGAAGGUUUGGUAGUGAGGGUAGAGGAAGUGGAGGUCGGGAUCGAAUGGAGUCGUUAUCGCGGGGAGGAAGGUUUGGAAGUGAUGUAGGGAGAGGUGGAGGCCGAGAUAGGAUGGAGUCGUCAUCGCGGGGAGGAAGGUUUGGAAGUGAUGUAGGGAGAGGUGGAAGCCGAGAUAGGAUGGAGUCCUUUCCGAGGAAAGGGGGAAGGUUUGGAAGUGAAAUGGCGAGUCCGAGUGAGAGUAGGAGGGGUAAUGGCAGGGUUGGUAGUGGAUAUGGUAGAGAAAUGGGAGCACAAGGUGGUAGUAGUAGGUUAGGGAGGAAAGAAGGAACGGGUAUGGGGCGAGGGAGUUCGAUGUUGUUGGAUGAAGAUGAUACAGAUGAUGAGAAUGAAAGUGAGGAUGAGGAAGAGGAGAAUGGUUAUAAGGGGUUUCGGAAUUUGAUUGAUAGUGAGGAAGAAAGUGAAGAAUCUGAUGAAGACGAUGAGGUUAAGGAUGAAAAAGUGAUAUCUUUGGAAAAGGAGGAUAGUCCAAGGGCAUCACGCCCGAGUUCAUCUGGAAAAAGUGAUUCCCACCUCACGGAAACCGGGUUUGAUCAGUUUCCACUCUGUCCCUUGUCUCUGAAAGGAGUUAAAGAUGCUGGAUACAAAACGAUGACCGUAGUGCAGGAGGCAACCCUUCCCGUUAUUCUGAAAGGAAAGGACGUUCUGGCCAAGGCAAAGACUGGAACUGGGAAAACUGUAGCAUUUUUGCUUCCUUCAAUUGAAGUUGUGGUAAAAUCACCCCCCAACACUCGUGAUCAAAAGAGGCCACCAGUUCUGGUGCUUGUGAUAUGCCCUACCCGGGAGCUUGCAACUCAAGCAGCUGCCGAGGCCAACACCUUGUUAAAAUAUCACCCUUCAAUUGGGGUUCAAGUUGUUAUAGGAGGAACACGGCUUGCACUUGAGCAGAAAAGGAUGCAAGCAAAUCCAUGUCAGAUACUUGUGGCGACACCUGGGAGGCUUAGAGAUCACGUAGAGAAUACAGCAGGAUUUGCUACUCGAUUGAUGGGUGUUCAAGUGUUGGUUCUUGAUGAAGCUGAUCAUUUAUUGGAUAUGGGGUUCCGUAAAGAAAUUGAGAAAAUCAUCUCUGCUAUUCCAAAACAGCGCCAAACACUUCUCUUUUCUGCAACAGUUCCACCGGAGGUCCGUCAAAUUUGCCAUAUUGCUUUGAAAAGAGACCAUGAAUUUAUCAAUACCGUGGAGGAAGGCAGUGAAGAGACACAUGCACAAGUUCAGCAGAUGCAUCUGGUUUCUCCUCUAGAAACACAUUUUUCACUUCUUUAUGCUCUAUUAAAAGAGCACAUUGCUGAUGAUGUUAACUAUAAGGUUCUUGUAUUUUGCACAACUGCAAUGGUGACAAGACUAGUUGCUGAACUUCUUGGUGAACUUAACUUAAAUGUGCGGGAGAUUCAUUCUCGUAAGCCACAAAGCUAUAGAACAAGGGUUUCAGAUGAAUUUCGCAAGUCAACAGGUCUUAUUCUAGUUUCAUCGGAUGUCUCUGCUCGUGGAGUAGAUUAUCCAGAUGUUACCUUAGUUGUACAGAUUGGAGUGCCAGCUGAUAGACAGCAGUAUAUCCAUCGUCUAGGUAGAACCGGGCGGAAAGGAAAAGAAGGACAAGGCAUUUUAUUGUUGGCUCCAUGGGAGGAAUAUUUCUUGUCUACAAUUAAAGAUUUGCCGAUAUCAAAGGCACCUGUACCUCUGAUUGAUCCAGAGACCAAGAAAAAGGUGGAACGUGCAUUAGCCCAUAUAGAUAUGAAAAGCAAAGAAACUGCAUACCAGGCAUGGCUUGGUUACUAUAAUUCCAACAGGUCUAUUGGUAAGGAUAAGUACAGACUUGUUGAACUUGCAAACGAGUUUAGUCGGACAAUGGGGCUUGACAACCCUCCAGCAAUUCCAAAGCUUGUUCUCGGGAAAAUGGGAUUGAAAAAUGUUCCUGGACUACGUUCCAAGUAAGUUGAGAUAGUGUUGCUUCUUCUCAUAUAUGCAUACGAAGUGUAUAUAUACACGCGCAGGCCAUGCAAUGCAACAAUUAUUUUUUUAGCUUACGCUGCUUUUACAAUUGUUUGUAAUUUAGUUACUAGGAAGAAUUGAAAGCCUUGACAGAGCAUAAUUUGAGUUCCUUUUCGUUUACAGGCAAAUUGGCCUUUCCUCUUUCUAGUAAAUUAUUUUUGUCUCUUCA